This is a messenger RNA of Temnothorax curvispinosus, 3712 nucleotides long. RefSeq names its product ITG-like peptide (gene spab). Bases 175 to 849 code for a protein of 224 amino acids. The transcript has 6 exons. NCBI's taxonomy places the organism in Eukaryota, Metazoa, Arthropoda, Insecta, Hymenoptera, Formicidae. The record is from RefSeq and is a predicted model, not a curated record.
GAAGCGAGCACAGCACGGACUCAGUCCUCCAGCAAACUCCAUCGAGGACUUGUUGAGCUUGUGUGAAUCGAGGGGUAGCUAAUCCUGCCCGGCCGAGGUGUGAAGGCGUUCCAGGCAAGCUGAGCCAGGGCGCAAGAACAUUUUAGCGCCGAAGAUUAGUACAUCUCCAACGGCAUGAAGGUGUGUGCGGUGAUAACGUUAGUGCUUGUAGCAAACACGGCGUAUAUCGGUGUCGAGGCAUGGGGUGGUCUCUUCAAUCGCUUUAGCCCUGAAAUGCUAUCUAAUCUCGGCUACGGCGGUCAUGGAGGCUACAUGAACCGUCCUGGGUUACUACAGUCGUUUCAGGAAGGAUACGGUGGCGCGUACGGAGAAGGAAUCGAAACAACGGAAGAACCUUGCUACGAAAGGAAAUGCGCGUACAAUGACCACUGUUGCCCGGGUUCCAUUUGCGUGAAUAUCGAUGGAGUUGUUGGAACAUGCAUCUACGAUUUCGGCAUGAAACAAGGCGAGCUUUGCAGACGGGAUGGCGAUUGUGAAACUGGCUUAAUGUGUACCGAGAUGGCUGGACGCGAAACAAAAUCGUGUCAACCACCAACCACUUCGAGCAAGUUGUACAAUGAGGAGUGCACUAUGUCGAACGAGUGUGACAUCAGCCGCGGACUAUGCUGCCAAUUACAAAGGCGACACCGGCAAACUCCUAGAAAGGUUUGCUCGUACUUCAAAGACCCCCUGGUUUGCAUCGGCCCGGUGGCGACGGAUCAGAUAAAGUCCGUGAUCCAAUACACUUCCGGCGAGAAACGGAUCACCGGACAGGGCAACCGCCUGUACAAACGGAUGCCGUUCGCCUAAACGCUCGCUCGUCAUCACGACGGAUGGGAAGUAUACAGUAUAAGAUAAGUUACGAGAAAAUCAAAUCCUCCUUUAGUCGUUGUGAAGAUACCUAGGUCUAAGUUUGUCGAUUCGACAUUAUCUCGAUCUUCUUCCUAGUCCUUAACUUUACUCCACGCCACGAUACACCGGGAAGUAUGGCGAUAGCGUGCGACAAAAGUGGCAAAAUUAAAUGUUACUCGGGGAGAUGUUACUUCGAAGAUGAUUCUUCUUCGAAUAUAGCGCGACUGAAAAACCUAUAAACACAUAUCAUAGUAAGCCGUCUUAUAGGUCUCUAAGGAUAAGGGACACGCUAGCGUAGUCGUGAUAAGGGAGAGUGCGCUGAUGUUUAAGAGCGCUGUUCGACAAAGAUGUUUCUUAAUGAUAUAGAGGUAAGGUAUACGAGGAGCUUGAGAGAAGGUUUGUGUAUCGGUCUACCGAUUGAGCUUUUUUUUCGAAUUAGAGAAAAAUUAAUAAAGCACUUAACUGUUCGCGAUAAGUCAUAGAAGGUUAUAGAAAUAAGAUAAAGUAAAUGAGAGGCGUGCACAAAGAAAUGAAGUCUUUGUUAUCGUCGCAGUGUCAACAUUGACUAUAUUCUUAUUUUAUUAAUCAACGAUAUUUUCGCUAUGAUAUUUCGACAAAAUCUAUCUUUCGAGAAUUUCUGAAGCAGUAAAACAAUAUAGAUCACGACCGCUGAUGCCGUUGCAUCGCAACGAGAUAUCUUUCAACGAUGCGAGAAUUUCAAUGUCGAUACCGCGAAUGAUAAUGAUCAAAUUGCAUGAAAAGCUAUGCUUUCGAGCUGCAUUUUCAUAUAUGUAUAUUCAUGUGUAAUAUAAAGUCGAAAUUUAUAUAAAAAUUUCGAAAUUGAUAUAGUAACGAAAAUAAUCUUACAUAGGCUGCGUUCGCUUUGGGCGCUGUCGAGCUGAAAGUCAGUCUAUCUUUAUUGCUCAUUAUAUGUUGAAAAAAGAUGGAGUGAUGCUUUCAGCACGAAAGCACCCAAAGCGAACGCAGCCAUAAAGAGAAAAUGAUAUGCGAGAAGAGUUUCUGAGAGUUAAAACGUAUAUUGAAAUAAAAACCCAAGAUCAAAAACACAGUCAAAUAAUUCUAAAAGAGACAUUCUUUAAAUUUGAGAUGUCUUUUGGACUUCUUUUGAAAAUUUUAACAUCUAUAUCGUUUGAAAAAUGUAUUUCGCGAUUUUGAAUAAUAAAACGAAGAAAAUGCAGCUAAAAGGAACAGAGCUAUCAUUGUAAGCGGUGUAAGUUGUAAGUUGACUUAUAGUCGGGGAUCGAGAGAUUCCAAUAAGACGGGAUGCCAGCAGAACGUGACGAGAGAAAUCUUCUGCAAUGGCGGAUUUAAGGCUCAAAUAAAAUAAGCGAAAUAACAUUUUUACCAGAGCCAAAUAAUAUUUACGAAAAUAUUUUCCAUUUUAUUACUGAAAUAUGAAGGAUUCAAGCACAAACGGUCAUAAAUCAGCCGAACGAUUUGGGAGAGCUGUCAGAGGUUUCUAAUGAUGCUCCGAGAAACCGGUUAUCCAUAAGUCCGCCAUUGCACGUCCCGUUGAUUAUUCAAACGCACAGAUCGCAGAUAUAUUUAUCUUUCUUUAUCCAUUUUAUGAACGGUCGUCCGGCGGACGUCGUAAGAAACGCGAGGUGUCAGUCAGACGGUUUUAAUGGCGGAGAAGUAUUUUCUACUGGUGGAAGAGAGAGCUGAAAAAGGCGCAAGUACCUUUAUAAUCCGGUCGAUGUUUCGAGUUUACCCUUAGGAAUCGUACUUAGACGUUUAACUCGACUCUACGUCGAAUACAUUUAUCCCUACCCUUCUCUAAAAAGAACUUGGCACACUGUCGGUGUGUAUAUUGUACUCGUAAUCUAACAAUAAGUCACAUUGUGGAGUUGAAAAACGACAUAUUUUAGAAUGUAGAAGGAUUAUUAUCCACUGUAAACGAUACAUAUCAAAGAGAGAAAAGUUUUUCUCCGGCAUCUUAUAUUCAGAGAUAUAGCGUUAUAUAUAAAUAUACACAUAUACAAUGACGAUGGGAAAGAAGAGACACUUUAACUCUUAGUGGCAAAUAUAGAUGUGCGUAUAUUGUUCGUUUAAAGGAAAAUAAAAUCCUAAAGCAAGUACCAAAGAGGGGAAGUUAUUAAAGUAAACACAAGUUAUUAAAAAAAAAAAAAAUCGCGGAAAUCGCUCUGUUAAACAUUAAUCUCGGGAAUCACUCUCUGUCGAGUAGUAAUAUCGCGGAAAUCGCUCUAUUAAUUGUACUAACGUUAAUGAAAUCGUAAUAAUAAAUGUACGAUACACAUUGUCUGUGGCUAUAUUAUGUGAAAUAUUACUCUGUGAAAAAAUUCAUUAUAAUAUUAAUCGUUAUCUGUCGUCAGAGAAAGUAUAAUGUUUAAGUAAUAAUCGUUUGAGAUCGAUUGCAUUGAUGUUUCAAGCGUAAUCGAGGGAGACGCAGUGUUAAAAAGUGUUUUUCGAAAUCGCGUUCGCAUGCAACAACAUAUCAACAACAGCAAAUAAGAAUGGCAGCAAAAAUGCUCUAAUCUCAGUAGUAACCUGUCCUGUCCUUUGUCUUAUUACUGAAAAGAAAAAGCUCUCAGCGAGCCGCUGCUUUCCACACCAUUGGUGCUAUAAUCGUCAAGAGAGUCCCCUGAAGACGUAUAUUAUCAAUCCUCCACUAUCUCUCGAUUCUCCUCCACUAUUCCCGAAACGUUAAUCUACCUGUGUAAGAAAACUCAAAACAUAUCAUACGAAAUGCCUAAUGCAUUUAAGAGAAUUCUAUAAAAUAUGAGUGUUAAUUACAAGAUGUAUUAUCUUAUCGAAAUUAUAUUUUUAUCUUUGAUCCGUA